Molecule: messenger RNA, 3294 nt
Organism: Pochonia chlamydosporia 170
Lineage: Eukaryota; Fungi; Ascomycota; Sordariomycetes; Hypocreales; Clavicipitaceae
Product: oligopeptide transporter protein
Exons: 6
Coding region: 1-3294 (1097 amino acids)
Biological process (GO): transmembrane transport
Molecular function (GO): oligopeptide transmembrane transporter activity
Source: RefSeq, a predicted model, not a curated record
AUGACAUCAAAAGAUAACAUUGUGCCAACCUCGGACCCCCACGCUGUGUUUUCUCGGACAAAUGCAGCAACUCAGGACGGCCUAGGCGAUAUCAGACAACAUCGCAGAAGACCAACUAUUUCCCAAUUGGCUAUCCAGCGCCACAAAGACACGAAGGAUCACCUCAAUUGCGCGGGGAUGGCAGAUCAAACCAGCAACCCCCAACCUGGAACUUUGCUUGCACCUAGUGAAGUGGCGUGCGGGGAUGCCACGGGUACAGAAAGACUCUCUGGCGCCUUUCGGGUUUCCGGGCUUAACCAUGGCGAAGGCAUCCUGCGUCGACGGGAAGGUCGAAUAUUUUACCUACCCGCCGUAUCCUCAACACUAGUACAGGGUUCUUUGCUGAUCCUUAACGACCAACGGCGGACUUGCUCCGCACAAGCUUCCACAUCAAGAGUCGUGAGGGGAAGGCAUCUGAAGCGUCCUGGUUAUUAUGGCGAGGCGAAGCUAUAUUAUCCGGUCGUUCUCCUAGAGGGAACUCAGGAUGCCGCGUAUGCGGAACUUGAAGUUUCAGCUAAACAUAUUCCAAUGAAGGAGCAUCAAACAACGGACGGCCCAAUGCCUGCCACCGACCCAACUGUACAAGUUGAAAAGAGUCGCGCUACUGAGGGUGAUGGCCAGGAUGAAGUUGCUCAAGUCGAGAACAUAGUGGAAGCUGUUCGAGAGGGCCAAACCAUUUCACCUGCCAUGCGAGAAAAGAUAUCAGAGCAUUAUGCUGAGCUGACUCAGGAUACCAACGCAGCCCCUGAAGGGGAUGUGAAUGCAAUUCUGGAGCGAAUUCUUGCCAUGACCGAAGAGGAGGCUGUUGAUGUACUGGUUGGCGCCAUUGCUUUUCACAAAGAUGAUCCCAACUUUCCCAGUGAGACCAUGGCCCGUAUCAAACACCUGGUGCAGGGUUCCAAGGUUGCGGACAUGGACGAUGCAGACUGGUCAUUUGAAGUUCGUACAGAAGCUUCCAUGAUCAAGUACCAUUCCCCAUAUCCAGAAGUCAGAUCCGUCACAGAUCCUUUCGACGAUCCUACUAUUCCCGUGGAGACAUUCCGGGCGUACUUCCUUGGCCUUGUAUUCAUGGCCGGCGCAACCUCCCUCAACACAUUCUUCAGUCCUCGUCAGCCAGCCAUCUCGAUCGGUUCCAACGUUCUCCAGCUUCUGGUCGCCCCUUGCGGUCUGUUUCUGGCCAAAACCCUACCGGACUGGGGCUUUACUGUACGAGGAACUCGACACUCUCUGAAUCCCGGACCAUGGUCGUACAAGGAACAAAUGUUUGCCACUAUAAUCUUUACUGUGGCCAACAAUGUGGGUGGCACGUACUACGUGUAUCUGGUGCAGAAGCUCCCUCAGUAUCUGGAUCAGAGCUGGGUAUCUUUCGGCUACGAAAUCGUGCUUGCUCUGGCUGUACAGUUCUUUGGCUUUGGCUUCGCAGGUUUACUUCGACGAUUUGUUGUCUUCCCCGUCACGGCCAUCUGGCCCAAGAUCCUCCCAAUUCUUGCACUUAACCGCGCGCUCAUCAAGCCAGAGAAGAAGAACGAGGUCAUCAAUGGCUGGGGCCUUACGCGGUACAAGUUUUUCUUCUUGACGUUUGGUGCCAUGUUUUUGUACUUUUGGAUCCCCAACACGCUCUUUACGGCCCUCCGCUCCUUCAACUGGUUGACGUGGAUUGCCCCUGAGAACUUUGCCCUGGGAAUGAUCACCGGCUUCUACGGCGGCAUGGGGUUCAACCCAGUGGCCACGUUUGACUGGAACGUCGCUGGUACGGGUUUCCUCAUUACACCGUGGUGGAGUGCGAUUCAGCAAUAUGGCGCUCGAGUACUAUCCGGUCUCAUCAUCAUCGGCAUGUACUGGGGAAAUUACUACUGGGCGGCAUACACGCCCAUCAACAGCAACGAAGCGUUCAACAAUAAGGGCGAGAUCUACAACGUGACCAUUAUUUCGGACGGCAACGGAGGCAUCAACAUGGACGAGUACAAGAAGUACGGCCCGCCGUACUUUUCCGGCGCCAACGUCUUUGGGCAAGGCGCCUGGUUUGCCUGGUACCCCCUAACGCUGUUCUACGUCUCCAUCAAGUACUGGGAUAUGCUGAAGAAGUCGGGGCGUGAGAUGUGGCGAUCCAUACGCUACAGGACAUCCAUAUGGGAAGGCAACACCGAUUCUCACAGCCGCAUGAUGGGGCAGUACAAGGAGGUUCCGGACUGGUGGUUCUUUGCCAUUCUCCUCGUAUCAAUGGGCUUUGGCAUUGCCGCCCUCAAGGUCUGGCCGACACACACGCCGUGGUGGAUUGUUCUCACAGUGAUUGGACUAAGCGGCGUGUUUCUCAUCCCGUCUGCUCUCCUGAUGGCCAGCGCCAAUGUCAACAUGGGCUUCAACGUGCUCUUCCAGCUCCUCGCGGGCGUUUGGUUCGCUGGCAACGCCUCCGCUCAGAUCAUCGUCACGGCGUUUGGCUCAAACUUCAAUGCCCAAGCGGAUACCUACAUAUCCGACCAAAAGAUUGCGCACUACGCCAAGCUCCCGCCUCGGGCUGUGUUCCGGGGCCAAAUGCUCGCUGCCUGUCUAAACACCUUCAUCUUCAUCGGCAUGCUCAACUGGAUGGUGGACAACUUUGACAACGGCACGCUCUGUACGUGGAACAACGCAAAUCACUUUGUCUGCACGGAUGCCGUGCUCGUCUUUGCCAGUGCGGUCGAGUACGGCGCCUUUGGCGUGAAGAACAUGUUCAAGCUGUACCCCAUUCUGCCGUGGUGUUUCUUGAUGGGCUCUCUGAUCGGAAUCGCAUGGGGCGUCGUCCAGCGCUUCGGUCCCGCGAUCCGAGACUCUGCUCGUCGUCGGUGGUCUGAAGCCAGAUUCGCAACUUGGAACCGCUACCUGUUCUACCCGCUGGGCAUGCUCAACAUGUUUGACCCGGCCGUCACCUGGCACGGGGCCUUGAACUGGACGGGAGGCAACAACCUCUCAUACGCCACCAACGGCAUAUACAUUUCCUUUGUGUUCAUGUACUGGAUCAAGAGGCGCUACAAUGCCUGGUGGGAAAAGUACAAUUACAUCCUCGAGUCCGGGUUUGACGUUGGCGUGGCGAUAUCUGCGAUUGUGCAGACCUUGGCGUUGAGUUUCGGCGCUCACGUCACGUUGAAGUGGUGGGGGAACACGGUGGCCACGGCUGGCGUUGAUUUCAAGUCGUAUAAUCAGAAUGCGACGCUUUUGCCAAUUCCGCCGGUUGGCUAUUUUGGUAUUCCGCCGGAGGAGUAUCCCAUGGAUUUCUGA